CUCGCUAGUAGCAUAGAUCCAUUCAUAUAAGUACAUUCGAGCGUUGUCUACUGUCAAAAUGUAUGUAAAAUACCCAGCUUUCAAGGAGAAAGGCAUAUCGGCCAUUGUCCCUGCGUAAGUGAAUUCCCAGCUAUACAGUAACUGAUAUGGUAGCUCAUAUUAGCUCUGCAGUCACAGUCAGAUUGAGCACUCGCAACGAUGCUUCCCGGAUUUGUCCAAAAUGCCGGUCUUCUAGUUCUUGGGGCCUUGAGCACCUUCAUCCCUACACUCGGUGCUUACGACGUUUCAGCACCCUUGGAUCCGCAAGGCCCGCUCAAAGUCACCCUCGACUAUGGCCUUGCAAUGAGUUGGCCACAGGAGCGGGCACCCGAGAUAAACAACAUCCGGCGCAAUUGGCAAUUCAGCAGCCACCUCGUGUUUGCGAGCCGUGUUGGGGAUUCGGACGAGGAGAGCCCUCCGAUAUCAGAUGGGCAGCUCUGGCAAAUCGCGCGAGAUGCGGUGGGUGAAAUGCAAGCUGGCCGAAAGCGCUAUGGCAUUCUUGUGGAAGCAGAGCCCGGGGCCAUGGGGAUUUUGGCCUGGGGCAAUGAGAUCAUCUUGGCCUCCUCGAUGAAGGGCGCAGGUUCUUUCUCCUAUGACUUCCAAGGCGGAAACACUGAAGUUGCCCGAAGUCUUCAGCAAUGCCAGAUGGCAUGGAGAGAUACCACGCAAAGGCACAAGAAUAGGGGGAAUUGCGCGGAGGCUAUGGCAGCCCAUCUAUACUAUAAAGACAACAAUAACCUGCAAGAUAGAAAAGCAAGAGUGGGGACAUGGGUCAAAUCGGGAGUUCUAUGGGACAAGAUCGAUCCAUGUGGAACUGGCCACACAGACUAUUGGGGUUGCAAUCUUUUCACCCAAAACCAGGGUCUUAGGGUCUUAGAUAAACAGACGCCGUCGGAGCCCUAUACGCUGGCAGACCUUGCAGGAGGCCCGAUUCUUGCGGAGCAGAUUCAGUUAUGCGGGGGUGAACCCAGAGCGUUUGAUCUGCCAUGA
Messenger RNA from Aspergillus campestris IBT 28561, 1029 nucleotides. RefSeq lists its product as uncharacterized. The record is from RefSeq and is a predicted model, not a curated record. Lineage: Eukaryota; Fungi; Ascomycota; Eurotiomycetes; Eurotiales; Aspergillaceae. The coding region runs from base 199 to 1029 and encodes 276 amino acids. The transcript has 2 exons.